Messenger RNA from Closterium sp. Naga37s-1, 735 nucleotides. NCBI's taxonomy places the organism in Eukaryota, Viridiplantae, Streptophyta, Zygnematophyceae, Desmidiales, Closteriaceae. The record is from the annotation of a GenBank genome assembly.
AUGGCAAGGGAAUACAAGCAAGCGCACAUGAUGAAAGCAUGGGGGAAGCAAGGGAAGGGGAUUGGGGGAAGCAGGGAACGGGAUGGGGGGAAGCAGAGAAGGGGAUGGGGGGAAGCAGGGAACGGGAUGGGGGAAAGCAGGGACGGGGAUGGGGGGGAGCAAGGGAAGGGGAUGGGGGGAAGCAGGGAAGGGGAUGGGGGGAAGCAGGGAACGGGAUGGGGUGAAGCAGGGGAAGGGGAUGGGGGGAAGCAGGGAACGGGAUGGGGGGAAGCAGGGAAGGGGAUUGGGGGAAGCAGGGAAGGGGAUGGGGGGAAGCAAGGGAAGGGGAUUGGGGGAAGCAGGGAAGGGAGGGAUGGCGAGGGCAACGUGGAGUGGAUGGGAGGGCGAGAGAGAGGGAGAUUGCGAGGGGACGAGCGGGAAGGAGGGCGACGAGACGAAGGGGGGAAACGGGCGGAAGGGAGCGCGACGAGGGGAAGGAAGGGCGGCGGGCACAAGGGAGCGCGACGAGCGGAAGGAAGGGCGGUGGGCGGAAGGGAGGGCGACGAGGGGAUGGAAGGGCGGCGGGCAGAAAGGAGUGCGACGGGCGGAAGGGAGUGCGACGGGCAGAUAGGAGAGCGACAGGCGGAAGGGAGGGCAACGAGCGGAAGGGAGGGCGUCGGGCGGAAGGGAGGGCGGCGAAUGGAAGGGAGAGUCGAGGUGAAGCGUGGGCGGUGUAAGGAAGCGUGGGCGGCGUAA